Molecule: messenger RNA, 1882 nt
Organism: Notechis scutatus (mainland tiger snake)
Lineage: Eukaryota; Metazoa; Chordata; Lepidosauria; Squamata; Elapidae
Gene: KAZALD1
Product: Kazal type serine peptidase inhibitor domain 1
Biological process (GO): regulation of signal transduction; regulation of cell growth
Cellular component (GO): extracellular region
Molecular function (GO): insulin-like growth factor binding
Source: RefSeq, a predicted model, not a curated record
AACACCAUCCAGCACAACCUAAGCUGAAAGAGAUACUCAGAACACUGGAAGCAACUGAGCAGUGGAUUUUGAAUGAGCUUUGCCCUGACUGACAUGAGGCAGUGAUGCCUUCGUGGUUUUGAAAAGGAGCAGGUAGUGAAUGCUCUUCCAUCGACCCAGGGAUGGUGACAAGCAAGGGUGACAAAUGGGUGCCGACUUGCAGUGAACUUGUGAGAAUGCCUCGACCCGCUACCCUAGCUCCUUUACAUGGCACCUUUCUUAUGCUAUUUCUCUGCUGGGAUGCCCUCGUUUUGGCAGUGCCCCUUGGUCCUGAUUAUUUGCAACGUGGCUGGCAGAGGCUUCUAGAGGAAGGGGAGAGUUGCGUGGAGUGUAGGUUGGAAGAAUGCCCCACCCCUCGCGGCUGCCUGGCUGGAGUAGUCCUGGACGCCUGCGACUGUUGUUGGGAAUGUGCAAAUCUAGAGGGACAGAUCUGUGACCUGGACCAUACCAAUCACUUCUAUGGCAAAUGUGGGGAUCAUUUAGAGUGCCAUCUUGAUUCGGAAGACCUGCAACAUGGCGAGGUGCCUGAGCCCCAGUGCACUUGUUUAUCUAGCCAAGCUCUUUGUGGCUCUGAUGGCAAAACAUAUGCUCAGAUCUGCAAAUUCCAAGAGGUGUUUAAUUCCAACCCUGAGGCUAAUCUCACUGUAGCUCAUGAAGGACCUUGUGAAUCAGAGCCCCGUAUUGUAUCUCCUCCUUAUGAUAUCUGGAACAUCACUGGGCAAGAUGUGAUCUUUGGCUGUGAGGUCUUUGCAUUUCCCAUGGCAUCUAUUGAAUGGAGGAAGGAGGGUCUGGAUAUGCUGCUUCCUGGAGAUGACCCCCACAUUUCAGUUCAGUUUAGGGGAGGUCCUCAGAAGUAUGAGGUAAGCAGCUGGCUUCAGAUCCAAGCUGUGCGACUGACUGAUGAAGGAACGUAUCAUUGCUACGCAAGAAACAGUGUUGGGCAAGUGGCAGCUCCUGCCAGCCUUAUGGUCCUCACUCCUGAUCAACUGAAUUUAACCUCACUGGCUCUGCCCAAGGGACCCAACCUGGGAUCAAAUGAUGACUGGGAGAGUGAUGAAUUGUAUGAUUAUUACUGAGAAGGACAUAUGUAGGAUUCAUAAUGCAGGGUCAUUUGUAUUCUUUCCCAUUUGAACAUUUAUUUCAUCAUCAACUGGUGCCUCAGUUCCCUAGAAUAAUAAUGAAUAUGGAAACUCUAGGGUGAAUUUAAAGAAGCCAAAGGAAAUUUUUCUAUGGAGAACUUUAAUAUAAGUUAAUUCUGGGUAAACAAAAUCAAUAUACUUAAUUGUAUGACCAAUCCCUGGAUGACAAGUACAUCAAAGUAGGUAGAAGAGAAGAAGUUAUUGUAUUUAACUGAUACAAAUCAAAUGGACAUUAAAAAGGACUUUGAUUAGCUUCUGGGGGAGUAUAAUUUCAUUGAUUUGAUGUAUCACACUCACAAUUAUCUUUUCUAAUUGUUCAGAGAUUAGACUACAUUGAUGCAUAUAAUUCAAGUAACAGAAACCUUGGAGAAAAAAGAAGCCCUUUUCUUUUAAUGGGAAGCCUAAGAGUCCAGCCUAAGAACUAAAAUCUCUAGCAACAUUCAGUUUAACUUUCAGUAAAAUCUUUAAAGGAGGAAAGAUUAGAUCAGCAGGGAAGGAAACUGCUAAACAAGUUUUGGAACAGCUUUUAAAAUGGAAACCAGAUUUCAAAGUGUGCCAAAACAUAUACUGUAUAUAAACUGGAUGAGGCGUGCAGGAUAUUAUUUGGCGAGGCCUAUGUUGUCACAGCUUUGGGUUUCCUCGUUGCAGAAAGAAGAAUGAAUAUCAAUUAAAAAGUGAUGAUCAAAGAGACCACAAUUGAACUC